AUGUAUGAGGAGAGUUCAUGUUUUGAUCAUAGUCCAACGAUGGAAGUAAUCUUGGACAACAACAACGGCUACUGUGAUUCAACCACGGCGGGAGAAACAGAUUUUCUAGUACACCAUCAGUUUCAACCACCAAACAGCUUCAACAACGACUUUAAGCUACCAACAAUGGAUGAGUUCUCAGUUUUACCAUCUGUUGUCUCUUUCUCAAGCUCAGAAACUCAGAACCUAAUCAACAACAAUAACAACAACCAUAUGAUCCAGCAAAUGAUUCACGACUCGAAUUGGGACAACUCUGGAUUCUUUAUGAACACUUCAGUUCCAAACACAACUCCAACUCCUGAUCUUCUCAGCCUCUUGCAUUUGCCUAGAUGUUCACUUCCAUUACCAAGCUCUAACGUUUCUGAUAUAAUGUCCGGUUCUUGCUUCACAUAUGAUCCGCUCUUUCACUUAAACCUUCCUCCUCAGCCUCCAAUCAUCCCUUCUUCUAAUGACUACUCAGAGCUCUUGCAAGGAAUCUAUACCAAUACUACUCAAGGAGAUCAUGUAAACGUUGGUGAUGAGAACAACAAUGCUCAAUUCGAUAGCGGAAUCAUUGAUUUUAGUAAGAAAAUUAGACGUAAAGGAAGAGGGAAGCAGAAGAGCAAACCAUUUACAACAGAGCGUGAGAGAAGAUGUCACUUGAACGAGAGGUUCGAGGCCUUGAAAUUGCUCAUUCCUAGUCCUACCAAGGGAGAUAGAGCAUCCAUUCUUUUAGAUGGCAUCAAUUACAUCAACGAGUUGCAAAGAAGAGUAAGCGAGCUUAAGUUUUUGGUUGAGAGGAAAAGAUGUGGUGAUAGAAACAAUAACAACAACUUGGAUGAUUGUAUUAAUGUGGAUGAUGAUGAAAACAUGAAGAAGAAGAAGAAGCUAGAGAGGGAUGUAAUAGACCAGUGUUCAAGCAACAACUCGCUGAGGUGUUCAUGGCUACAGAGGAAAUCUAAAUUAACAGAAGUUGAUGUUAGGAUUGUUGAUGAUGAAGUAACGAUCAAAGUUUUACAGAAAAAGAAGAUUAAUUGUUUGUUGGUUGUCUCCAAAGUGCUUGAUCAGCUUCAUCUUGAUCUCCAUCAUGUUGCUGGAGGACAGAUUGGUGAACAUUAUAGUUUCUUACUCAAUACUAAGAUAAAUGAAGGAUCAACAAUAUAUGCAAGUGCAAUAGCGAACAAAGUGAUUGAAGUUGUGGAUCAACGCUACAUGGCUGCUCUUCCCAUCAAUAAAUACUAG
Eruca vesicaria subsp. sativa (arugula) is the source of this 1260-nucleotide messenger RNA. NCBI's taxonomy places the organism in Eukaryota, Viridiplantae, Streptophyta, Magnoliopsida, Brassicales, Brassicaceae. The record is from the annotation of a GenBank genome assembly.